GACCUGGACCUACGCGACAACAGCCUGCGCUCGAUCGAGGAGAUCCUCAGCUUCCAGCACCUGCACAAGCUGACGACGCUCAAGCUGUGGCACAACCACAUCGCGACCAUCCCGGAGCACAUCAAGCGGCUCGGCCACCUGGAGCGCCUCUACCUGACGCGGAACCGCAUCGGCGUGCUCCCCUCGCACCUCUUCCUGUGCAACAAGCUGCGCCACCUCGACCUGGCGCACAACGAGAUCCGCUUCGUGCCGCCCGAGGUGGGCGUCCUGCAGAGCCUCCUCUUUUUGUCGCUCGCGGGCAACAAGGUGGAGUCCCUGCCCGAGGAGCUGUUCUUCUGCCGCAAGCUCAAGACGCUCAGGCUCGGCGGCAACGCCCUGACGACGCUGUCGCCCAAGGUGGCGUCGCUGGCGGCGCUCGCGACGCUGGAGCUGCGCGGCAACCCGCUCGAGGCGCUGCCGGCCGAGCUGCGGGAGUGCGCGUCGCUGCGGCGGUCGGGCCUCGUGGUGGAGCAGGAGGUGUACGACGCGCUGCCCGCGGACGUGCGCGAGAGGCUGGAGCGGCCCGAGUGACCGCGGUGGAGAGAGGUGG
This is a messenger RNA of Petromyzon marinus (sea lamprey), 589 nucleotides long. Lineage: Eukaryota; Metazoa; Chordata; Hyperoartia; Petromyzontiformes; Petromyzontidae. The record is from RefSeq and is a predicted model, not a curated record.